UUUGAGCAUGUUAACGACAGAAGAAGAAGACAAGCCAGAUUUCCAGACCCCUGGAGUGGUCAAUAACCCAGUAGGAUGGGGCCCUAUCUCUAUACCCGAGCAGUUCAGGGACAUCCCCUAUCAGCCUUUCAGCAAGAGUGACAACUUGGGCCAGAUCACAGACUGGACAGGCAACUUGCUAGAGAGAAGGUACAGGAACUACAACCAGCAGUUUGGUACUGGACAACAUUACAGCUACUUCCACGAGGAAGAUGAGAGCUCAUUCCAGUUGGUAGACUCUUCUAAGCCACAGCGCAGUCUGUAUCAGCGCUCUCGCGCUAGGUACCAGCGCACACGCCACCAGCGUCCAACACAGCGUGUACAGGACCCGAAAACCGGAAGAAUGACUGUGAUUCCUAAGUACAACAAUCCGAUGAGGAGAAAUAACUGGAACAACCGUGGUCACGACAACAAGAGUAAUGUCAAACUGAAGUCCUCCGUGGAGGUGAGGAAGGACUGGGAACUCCAAAUUGAGAUAGAGUUCUCGCAGAUAGCUAAGAAGUAUCUGAACUACCCAGAGAAGGACAUCACUAAUCUGGUGGAGUGUGGAACAUUGGAGCACUAUGACAAAAAAUACGACCGUAUUACAACUAAAGCAGAACGGCCCCUGACCAUGACUAACAGACUGUUCCACUAUGUGUCCACCACAGACGACCCUAUCAUCAGGGAGCUGGCUAAGGAGGGUCACGUGUUUGCUACUGACUCUAUCCUCGCUACUAUCAUGACCUGCCCCAGGUCUUACUACAGUUGGGAUAUCAUCAUCCAGCGUGUUGGCAGCAGAUUGUUCUUUGACAAGCGGGAUGACUCCGACUUUGACCUUCUCACGGUUAACGAGACUGCUAACGAGCUGCCCGGUGGAGACGGUGGAAGUAAUUCUCUGACCAAGCUCUCUCUGGAAGCCACCUACAUCAACCAGAACUUCUCCCAGCAGUGCCUGAAGAGGGAAGCUAAGACCUACAAACGUCCCAACCCAUUUGCUAACGAGGAGGAUGAUAAUGAACCAAGUUCCGUUGCUUACAGGUACCGUAAGAUCCCCCUGUUGGGACCAGGAGCGGAACCCCUGACCCUGAUCUGCCGUUGUGAGGUAGAUGCUGUUACCACCAGUGCUAACGGCGAGGAGAAAUACAUGAACAUCAAGGCGCUAAACGAAUGGGAUCUCAAGGGAGGAGCAAGUGAAUGGAGACAGAAGUUGGACACCCAGAGGGGAGACAUCUUGACCACAGAGAUGAAGAACAACAAAUGCAAGUUAGCUAAAUGGACGGUAUCUUCUAUUUUGGCGGGAUCUGAUCUGCUAAAGUUUGGUUAUGUAACCCGGUCAAUGCCGCGCAGUUCCGGGGAAUCCAUUGGUCAUUCCAUUCUAGGAACCCAGGAGUUCAUCCCAAAGCAGUUUGCCGCUCAAAUCUCACUGGAUAUGAACAACGCGUGGGGUAUUUUGAGAGUUAUUGUGGAUCGUUGUAUGCAGCUUAAAGAUGGAAAGUAUGUUUUGUACAAAGAGCCAGGCAAGGGAAUUUUGAGGAUUUACAAAGUUCCUCUCAAUACUUUCGAAGAGGACAAUGACGACAGCGAUGAAGAGGAAGAAGGGAAAUAAUUUGCCUUUUAUUAAUUUAAGUGGGGGUUGACGGAUAUUUUA
This is a messenger RNA of Bolinopsis microptera, 1669 nucleotides long. RefSeq names its product eukaryotic translation initiation factor 3 subunit D-like. NCBI's taxonomy places the organism in Eukaryota, Metazoa, Ctenophora, Tentaculata, Lobata, Bolinopsidae. Gene Ontology annotation, molecular function: translation initiation factor activity. The transcript has 9 exons. The coding region runs from base 8 to 1627 and encodes 539 amino acids. The record is from RefSeq and is a predicted model, not a curated record. Gene Ontology annotation, biological process: translational initiation. Gene Ontology annotation, cellular component: eukaryotic translation initiation factor 3 complex; cytoplasm.